Molecule: messenger RNA, 801 nt
Organism: Rhodofomes roseus
Lineage: Eukaryota; Fungi; Basidiomycota; Agaricomycetes; Polyporales; Fomitopsidaceae
Exons: 3
Coding region: 99-497 (132 amino acids)
Source: RefSeq, a predicted model, not a curated record
CCGUGUUCAACUUCACCUUCACACCGCGACCACCAUCUACCGUCCCGCCAAACUCGCCGCUCUAUCUGCCUUGCUCACCGCUCACGACACCGAUCAUCAUGUCUACCACCACGACGCCCAACGACUCUCCCGUCCACGUUCAGCCUCUGCACAACCCAUCACAAGCAGCGCACGUCGUGGUGCCGCAGGCGCCGCUCGGCAACGCAACCAACGGAGUCCCAAGCCAGGCACCAGGCAUGGGCGCGAAGGCACUGCUGGCCAAGAAGAUGGCGAACCAUAACCCGAAGUACAUCUCGCCGACCGACAAGAUGAUGACGCCCGUCAGCCAGAAGCUGAAUGCAGCGAAGAAGAAGCACUUCACUAAGGGCGCGAAGCCUAUGCUGUCGCUCUUCCCCGAGAAGGACGCGACAUCCGACCCCGAGAGCGCUUCAGAUGAGGAGGCAUCGUCAUCGUCACCAGUCGAGAAGAAGGUGGCAGACGACGAGAACCCUUUCUAGUCUCGUCGAUGACGCCCCUGCCCUCCCCCCACACCAUAUCGUUAUUCCCGCCCGGCUUGUACGACUAUCCGUCCUAUACCUCAUGCAUCAUCCCCUUGCUACUCGUUGUUUGUCCAGCUUGCACUAGUUAUGCAUCUUGUACUAUCAUGAGCUGGGCCUCAGGCCGCUGCAAUCGAUUGGCUGCAGCAGCAUCGUCAUGUCCUUGUUUGCAAGGUGGGGGCUUCGAUCGCUGCGAACCCGAUUGCCUCAGAUGAUGUGUUUCUCAAAUCCGAACCCGCCACUUGGCAGGCUUGUCGAAGGAUCC